AGAACCGGUUCCUGGUCUCCAGCAGCUCCAGCCUUCCUCUGCCUAGCUCCUGAUGACGUCACAGCCCUCCUGCCCUCUGAUUGGCUGCUGCCAGCGUUUGGUUCCAGCAGCAGCUUCAGUUUCUCUCAGAGUCUCUGAGAGUCUGAAUGAUGAAGAUGAAGCUGCUCCUCUUCCUCAGUGGGGUCCUCUGGGUCUCUGCUGAUGUUCAACAUGAGGCCCUUCGUAUCGUUGGAUGUUCAGACUCUGAUGGAGAGGGCAUGUUAGCUCUGGAUGGAGAAGAGAUGUGGUACGCCGACUUCAAGAAGAAAGAAGGAGUCAUAGCUCUGCCUCCGUUUGUUGAUCAUGUCAGCUACGUGGAAGGAACUUAUGAAACAGCUGUGGGUGAACAACCAAUCUGCAGAACAAACCUGGGUAUAGCUCGUAAGGCUUUGAAGGACAUCCCUCUGGAACGAGAUGCCCCCUCUGGCCUGGUGAUUUACCCCAGAGACGAAGUGGAGCUGGGAGAGAAGAACACCCUGAUCUGUCACGUCUCUGGUUUCUAUCCGGCUCCGGUCAACGUCUCCUGGACCAGAAACGGUCAGAAAGUGACUGAAGGAACCAGCAUCAACAUUCCCUUCCCCAGUAAGGACAGCAGCUUCACCCAGAUCUCCAGGCUGCAGUUCGUCCCUCAGCUAGGAGACAUCUACAGCUGCUCAGUGGAGCAUCUGGCCCUGAAAGAACCACUGACCAGGACCUGGGAUGUGGAGAUGGACAAUCCUCAGUCUGGUCCCGGUCCGUCCAUCUUCUGUGGAGUCGGUCUGACCAUCGGCCUGCUGGGAGUCGCUGUGGGAACUUUCUUCCUGAUCAAAGGGAACGAGUGCAGCUGAUUGGUUGAUGAUCAGUGAUUCAUGUUCAAACUGUUUUUUUUUUCAUUCUUCUUCACUUUAAUCAGUUUUUCUUCAUCAUUGAUGUACCUUUAAUAUAAACUGUUGUGAAAGUUUAAAGUUGACUUUAAAUCCUUUAAUUCAUAGAAAACUGCAACAUUAAACUAUUAACUGAUGUUUUUAUCUAACAGAAUAAAACCUGCAGUCAGUUUGUUUCAGUUAAUAAAUGAUUAAUUGUUUCUAC
Molecule: messenger RNA, 1107 nt
Organism: Poecilia latipinna (sailfin molly)
Lineage: Eukaryota; Metazoa; Chordata; Actinopteri; Cyprinodontiformes; Poeciliidae
Product: H-2 class II histocompatibility antigen, A-U alpha chain-like
Exons: 4
Coding region: 147-866 (239 amino acids)
Biological process (GO): immune response; antigen processing and presentation
Cellular component (GO): MHC class II protein complex; membrane
Source: RefSeq, a predicted model, not a curated record